CUUUCUGCUUGGAUAAGUGUUUAGGAGCAAUUGAGAAGCAACCGAUUCCAAGGACGUGGACACUAGUAAUUACUGCACCGCGGGGGGGGAAAUAGACAAACGCCUGUGCCAUGUAGCUGCACUCUCACAUGGAAAUAUGCAGACGAGCCCACACAGCAGCGAGCUAGUUAUUUUUACUUAAAGGGGAAAACUACAAAAAAUGCUGUGAAGCUCUGUGUCGCAGCUUGGCUCCCGGCAAAAGCGCAGGUUUUUCCAGAGCAUCUGCUGGUGGGGGGGAAAAUUGUCAGGAGCGAGAGAAGAAGCGAUAUGCGGCUGGUCGGGCAGUUGCUUUUGCAGUUCCUCUUCUGGAAUUAGUGCAUGAAUGGGAAGGGAGCGGCUUUAGACUCGAAGCAGGAAAAAAAGAGUGUACUGUUUAAAGCUCGCGGCGGCACAUAAUGGAUACUUUCCUGCCCUUAAAGGUCACCUAACAGACUCAACAGAUGUGAUUGAGAACCACAUAGAAGAGUGGUUGUAUGAAUAAAGAUGAAUCAAUAUGAGUUUGGAUACCUGACCUGACCACACAACAGAUGCUUUUACUGCUAAUUCUCCACCUUGCACUUUGAGUGUGAAUGUGUGGCCUUGAGAUAUUUCCAGGGGACCAUAUGGCAAAAUACCGCACAAUAUAGGUCCUCGUUGCAUAAGCUAACAUGGACAAAGUGGUCAUCAGUCUCCUGUUCCUGGGAACCGCAGUUACGAUGGUCCAUGCAUGUCCCAAAUACUGUGUCUGCCAGAACUUGUCAGAGUCCUUGGGGACUUUAUGCCCCUCCAAAGGUCUGCUCUUUGUUCCACCAGACAUUGACCGGCGAACUGUGGAGCUCCGGCUGGGUGGCAACUUCAUCCUAAAGAUCUCCACCCUGGACUUUGCCAAUAUGACAGGCCUGGUGGAUCUCACGUUGUCCCGGAACACCAUCAGCGACAUCCAGCCUUUCUCAUUUAUUGACCUGGAGACAUUAAGAUCGUUACACCUGGAUAGUAACCGGUUGACUGAACUGGGACCAGAUGACCUCCGAGGACUGGUUAACCUGCAACACCUGAUCCUCAACAACAAUCAACUGAGCCGUAUCUCUAAAGUAGCCUUUGAUGACUUGUUACUGACACUGGAGGAUCUUGAUCUGUCAUAUAACAACUUGCGCACUGUGCCUUGGGAGGCCAUCCGAAAGAUGGUUAACCUCCAUCAAAUGAGUCUGGACCAUAACCUCAUCUCCUUCAUUGCUGAGGGGACCUUUACAGAUCUCGACAAACUGGCACGCUUGGACCUCACCUCUAAUCGUCUUCAGAAGCUCCCUCCAGAUCCUAUCUUUGCACGCUCCCAGAGCAAUGUGGUGAUGAGCACACCAUAUGCACCUAUGCUCUCACUAAGCUUUGGUGGAAACCCUUUGCACUGCAAUUGUGAAGUGCUUUGGCUUCGGAGACUGGAACGGGAGGACGAUAUGGAAACCUGUGCUUCUCCUGCCAGUCUAAAGGGACGCUACUUUUGGUCUGUUCGUGAGGAGGAAUUUGUGUGUGAGCCUCCUCUAAUCACACAACAUACACACAAAUUGCUUGUGCUCGAGGGACAGACAGCUAGCUUGCGCUGCAAAGCUGUUGGCGAUCCAAUGCCAACUGUGCAUUGGGUUGCUCCUGAUGACCGUUUGAUUAGCAACUCCUCCAGAGCAACUGUAUAUGAAAAUGGGACUCUGGAUAUAACAGUCACCACAUCUAAGGACUACGGUACAUUCACCUGCAUUGCUGCUAAUGCUGCAGGAGAAUCUACAGCGUCCAUUGAACUAUCAAUCAUUCAACUCCCCCAUCUGAGUAAUGGUACAAACCGUACUACCCAGAACAAGUCAGGCCUGUCAGACAUAACAAGCUCUACUAAGAUCAGUAAAGGGGAGCCUAAACCUCUUCCAGAGAAGGUGGUGUCUGUAUCAGAAGUGACCGCUGUUUCUGCUCUGGUGAAGUGGAGUGUUAGCAAAGCAACUCCAAAGGUCAAAAUGUAUCAGCUUCAGUACAAUUGUUCUGAAGAUGAAGUCCUCAUUUACAGAAUGAUUCCCAUGACUAACAGGGCCUUUGUACUCACUAAUCUGGUCCCAGGGAUGCAGUAUGACCUGUGUGUCUUGGCCAUUUGGGAUGAUACUGCUACGACUCUCACUGCCACCAAUAUUGUAGGCUGUGUCCAAUUUGUCACCACUGAGGAUUACCCACAGUGUCAGUCUAUUCACAGUGGCUUCAUGGGUGGCACUAUGAUCCUGGUCAUCGGUGGCAUCAUCGUGGCCACACUGCUGGUUUUCAUCAUUAUCCUCAUGGUUCGCUAUAAGGUGACGAGUGGGAUCCAGACUAAUAAACUGCCCACUGUGAGUAACACGUACUCACAGACGAACGGAGGAAUGAACAGGUUCAACGGUGCCCCACCACAGGUCAAAUCUACAGUGGUGGUCAUGCGUGAGGAAAUGGUAGAGUUCAAGUGUGGAUCGCUCCAGAGCAGUCUCUCUUCGUCCUCCUCCUCUUCUAACUCGUUAGACAGCCAAACAGCAAGAGGGGCUGGUGACCGCUACAGCAUGCAAAGCAGUGAGUGCACCACCCUGCCCAGCAACAAGUUCAGGAGGCACGGCCCCAAAGCACGCCCAAACUUGGACCACCUUUUAGGGGCCUUCACCUCACUGGAGCUGCGAGGGGCAGGGAGAGACGGCGCAGGGACUUCUGGACCCUCCACCAGUUCCAAUGCUAUGGCAGUGGCUGUGGCACCACCGUCUGAUAAAGAACCAUUGCUUGGAAGGGCAGAGUCCACAACCAUGCUGGGACGCAUCCUAGGGCUCCCCCAGGAGGGUAAGCCAAAGCGGAGCCAUUCGUUUGACAUGGGUCACGUAGGGGCCACACAGAGUCGCAGCAGCUACCCACGCAGGAUCAGUAAUAUCUGGACUAAACGCAGUCUGUCUGUUAAUGGCAUGCUGCUGCAGUAUGAUGACAGUGAGGAUGAGAAGCCCAGUUUUGAGAGCUCCGAGUGGGUAAUGGAGAGCACGGUUUGAAGACCAUAGAGACCACAUGUGAGAUUCAUGACCAAACAAUAAAUCUAUAUGAGAAUAAAAGAAACAUGAGUGAAAAGUGAAGGAUAUCCCAAAGGGAAACUAUCUUCUGCAUGAAGCUAACCCAAGUGAUAAUAUAAGACACUCAAAUCAAUAGAUUCCUGGUCAUGAUCUCGUCUCUGACAGUGUCAAACUGUAUUUGAAAAAUGUCCCCAUUUUAAAACAACUGCAGAAAUGGCCCACAAGGAAUAUUUUCCAAACCACAGGGUACAUGAGAUUAUCCCUGAGGGGAGAAAAGGGAAAGAAAGACAAGAAAUUCUAAGUGGAUUUACUGUGUCUUUAUUAAAACAACUGAAUACCAAGAGGAUUUGCCUCGAUUGUGGUGAAGUGGAUCACAAUGUCAUGGACCCUCAGCAUGAAAUGGGACUACUGCAACAGUAGAGAGACCAGAGGAGCUAGUAGAAAAUUAAAACAAAGUCAUUUUUAUUUUCAGUCAUUUUUUCUAUCAUUUUUACUAUUUAUUAUUUGAGGCAAUUCAUCAGCAGAAGCACAUCUCGGUACUGAGGUUGUAGCUGUUGGUCACAAACAAUUAGACCCUCUCACACAUACGCAUAUGUAGAAGCUACCAUCUCUCAUGCAGCCAUUGCAAACACUUUCAAAUUGAUAACAUGAUUAAUUUUCAGUAACAAUAUGGUCCUAUGUUCUAGAUACCAUAACAAUGAACCACAGCAAGCCAGUCUUGUAUUUGUACCUCAGGUUAUGUAUCGUACGUUGUUAUUUUAAAGCAAGUAGGACUACAGCUAAGAUGGAACACAAACAGCUCCACACACAAAGUUCUUUGCUCGAUUGUAAAGCUGUCAAAAAACUAUUUGUUGCCAUCCAGUCAAAAUCCAGCGUGUUUCCAGCUCAGGCUAAAUCCUGCUCUAACAAAAUGUCAGUUUGAUUGCUUUGAUACUCUCCCCAUAGGUUAGCCCUGGUGACAAUGGUCCCUGCAGGCAAAAGGCCCAUUGAUGUAAACAGAGUGUUCGCCUGAGGGUACGGUUUCAGAUGUUAUCAAGAUAUAUUAUAGUCACUGGUACGUGGAUGGUGUUUGAAAUCCAUCAAGCCCACUUAAUCAUUUGGCCAAAGCAGAAUCUAUCGUCAGGCUGUUAUUCUCAUGAGGUAACACAAACAAGAGAGUAUGGCAAUUACUCAUUUAGCCAGGUUAAAUGGAGGAAUUUGUCAUUUGAUAAAGGUCAUCGUGCUGCUUAGAAGAAAGGAAAAAAGGGGAACGAUAACUCAUUAAGGGCCAAACAUUUCACCAAAUUACAUGAUACAGAACCUUUGUUGGAUGUAUUAUUUCAAUUGAUCCAUCAGAGAGCCCAUUUAUCUUUCAUUCUCUUUCACACAGGGCUGUACAUUGCAGUAAAAUACUUUGAAUUAGACUCUACUCAGAUUACUGCUGAUCAAAACUGCAACAUCUCUGCAUUUUAACGCCUUUCUCGGUAUUCUGUGGAUCUCUGCUGCAUUUUAACAUGUGGGAUGGUCAUCGGUUUUCGUUUCUUCCCUACAGUAGGUGUACCGUUCUGUAUAUUGGCAUUCUUUUUGUACAAUAACUGGGUGAGAAUGUAAAUGGGGAUGGGGGAAGGGGGCAAUCGUGCAGUAGUACUUUUAUUUUUAUGUGAAGCAAACAGUGAGAAGGUGCUUUACUGUGACGUACCAACUUGAUCAUUGUUAGUUGGCUUACUGAAAUGGGAUUUUAUGUGAUACUGCAAGGGGGGAGUGGAGGACUGGCUUUUGUUAAAGGGUCAAGUCACUCAAAUGACUAAAAUACUUAUUUUCCAACUUAUCUCAAGUGGUAUUCCUGCAUGUACACUGUAGACAAUCUUGGUUUUAUUUGCUCAUGGUUUCAGAGAGCUUUCUGCAAAAUUUCUGCCUCUAGUGCAAUACAACGGUGUUGGAAAAUGCAGACCAAUAUAUACAUAGUUUAACAAUGUGUCUCUAGUACAAUCCCUUCUAUAGAUCUGUUACAUCUGUUACAAAAAUGAUAAGGACCCUGUUUACCUAAAGCUUUAAUCAUUGUUUAACCCGAUAUCACCACAAAACGUGCAAUAGACACGCCAGUCCACCGUGUCCGUCUCACUCUUUGCCUCUCCGAAGCGUGAAAAGGACACGCAUGUCGAAGUUCCAGUAAGCUGCAGUAAAAGAAGAGGGGGAUAUUUUAUUUCAAGUCAACUUGAAAAUAAUCACAGUGAAGUGUUUAAAUAGAUAUUAUUAACACAUUUACAUGUAAAUACAUAUUAGCCCCCUAGCUUAAUCAUUUGUGGCGAUUAAGGACCUUGGAAUGUCCUGCAUACGUUUUUUUGGUCACUACUGACUUCUUGGCUUUAAAUAUAUUAUCUCCCCCUGCUGGUAAUGCGGUAAUGUAACUUCUGUAUGUGUGUCCAUUUCAUGUUUUGGAGAGGCAAAGCGUGAAAUGGACGCGGUGGACCAGAGUGUAUAUUACAUGUUUUGCCGCAAUACUGAGUUGCAUUGUAUCCAUGCCAUACAGUAUAUCCAUUCUAGCCAGUGAGCCACACUGCUGCACUGACAUUCAGUGUGUUUAACUGUAUAUGACAUACAGUAUAUCCAAAUGAGCUUUAAAAUCAUGAGCUUAUAAAUUCAGCAAUUUUAAAAGCACAAACAUUUUCCAAUAAUGUGUCUAAAAUAAAUGAUAAAUUCAGAGUAAUACCUACAAAGUGGCCAACGACAUAAAUCAUUCGUGCACUGCUUCAGUGGAUGAAUGAGACUUUUUUCUUAUUAUUCUUAUUAUUCAGUUGCAGGGAUAGCACUUUGUUCCAGAAAGCCACAUGUGCAUUUAGGACUGAGACAGUUGAGGCAUGGAGUUACUUUUGUGUCAUUUAAAAUAUUACAUUUGCAUUAUAAAAGAAAAAAAACAACCUUUUUAAUGUUGAGCUCACUCUCGUGGGCAGUCUCUGUUGGUCAGCAUGGCAGCUUCCACAGUUUGCAAAUAAGAGAGUGAGAGCAUAGAUGACAUAAAAUCAAUGUGUAGGUGUGUUUGCACAUAACAUUCAUCUUGGUAAUGGCAAUAAUGUUAUGUUUAAACUACGAUUGGUAUUAUUUUACUUCACUUUUUUUGCCUGUAGCCAGAUAUGGAUUUUCAUAAUCAGUUUCCACAUCACAGUUUGUUGAACAAAAGCAAUCUACAUGGAGUACUUUAUGAAACGAAACAUUCUUUGUGUUAUUGUGGCAAAGGCUAGAUAUAAACAUACCUGUGCAGUGACUUUUCUGCCUUCUUUGCUCUUUCUAUGCUUUCACCACACAAUUAUUUACCAACUGUGAGUGCUGUGACUCUAAUCAGUAGAGAUAUAUUUCACCUUAACACCCACGUUCGACUUAACCCGCAGCAGUUUUGGAUUUAUACAUAUAUACAGUUUUUUCUUUCUUUCUUUUCUUGCAAAAUUAUCUUGUUUGUUUGCAUAAAAGUGACAGAAAAGUACCCAUAUUAGUCCUUACUUCUUUAAGAACCACAUAUUGUUUUAUAAUGACAUUUCUACUGUUUUGACAAUCAUUCCCAUUUUCCAGUUCAGUUCCAAAAUGAUCUGAUCCAUGAAUUGAACAAAAACUAAUUCCUCAGCAGCAGCAGCAAAACCGUUUUUGUUCCCAGCAUAUUGUUUUCCACGAAAACCUGUAUGAAAGACUUCGAAUAACUGCCAACUAUGUAACUUUUCGCAGGAAUUUGCUAGCCUGAGGAAUACCAACACAAUGCUGAACAGAAAAAAUAGAAAUGACUGAGCCCGUAAUAAAGUGUUAAUCUGUAUCUUUGAGAUUUUGAGUCCUCAACGAAGGUCGUUUUACCCUUAAUUUAAUGUUUGCCAAAACAUUACAACUUUUUAAACAAUUGUUAGCUUACAUUUUUGAAGAUUUUUGUCUUUGCUACAAAUGAAUGAGUGCUACAGACUGUGUGAUUCAUAACAUUUAUUAUUUAUUCUUAACAGAAUAAGUCUGAUUACCCAAUAUCAUCAGCACGUUACUUUAGUAUCUCAGGUGUUUUGUUUGCAGACACUUGUCUGCCUAAUUUGCCAAUAACAGUAGGUUUUAAUGAAAACGAUGCAACAAAGUCACAAAAGUUAGGUAAAUUUUUAUCUGUAUUGUCCACUUUCAUGCAACAAAUCAUCCUCCCUCUUUUGGUUUCAUUUCUAUUAAUUUCUCAUUAUAUCCUGAUAGUUUCACUCAUUAUUAUAAGUGGAGAGCAUUUUACCUUACAGAUCAAAACAAGUUGUUUUGCUAAAGAUUUUGAAAUUGAAUUCAUUAUAAGCAGAAGACACCUAAAUCUAUUCCCAUCUGUUUUAUUUCAUCUGAAGUUUCAAGAAUGCUUAUUUUGGAAUUUGAGCAAAUAAAACCAGAAAACAUUUGCUUUUGUGACACUGGAGGUACACGUUGAAAUAUGUAUUUUAGUGAAUGUGUGAAGUGACCCUUUAACCUGCCGUCUCUGCUUGUGACAUCAUAUAACAUCCCCCUCCACUCUGCUAACUAAGAUAUAAAUUUAAGUGUGUAUUUGACUCAACAUAGUCAUGAUUCUCACCUGAGGUUCCAGGACAAAAACAAGAAAAAAAAACUGUUUAUGUGUGAAAACAUUUUGCUACAAAAGAAUAUAAAAUAUUGUCUAAU
Molecule: messenger RNA, 7691 nt
Organism: Neolamprologus brichardi
Lineage: Eukaryota; Metazoa; Chordata; Actinopteri; Cichliformes; Cichlidae
Product: leucine-rich repeat and fibronectin type-III domain-containing protein 2
Cellular component (GO): postsynaptic density membrane; cell surface
Molecular function (GO): protein binding
Source: RefSeq, a predicted model, not a curated record